AUGAAAAAACGGCGGUGCAAUCGAUCAUGUUUUUCAGAUGAAGAAGAAAAAGUCAUCGGAGAAUCUAUCCCGAUUGAUCUCGUUAUUGAGAUACUGGUGAGAUCGCCUGUGAAAUCUGUAGCGAGGUUUCGUUGCGUUUCGAAGCUAUGGGAUUCCUUAAUGGACAGGCCAGAUUUCACCGAAUCAUUAUACACCAUCUCUUUGUCACGCCCGAAGCUAUUGUUCAGCUGUUUAAAAGACGGCAAAACUUUCUUCUUAUCAUCAUCAAAGCCUCAGGGUUCGUCUCGUUUAGCUGCAGUCAAAAUUCAUAUGAGUUUCCCAAUUAAUCGUCCCCUUGAAAUAUUCCGCCCGGUUCGUGGUUUAGUAUGCGGUUUAAAUCAACACAGUACUUCAAAGCAAGGCACGGUUAACGUGCCACUGAUAUGUAACCCUAGCACAGGAGAAACCUUGGCAUUACCCAAACUGAAAACAAAGAGAAAGCGGGGAGUGACAAGCUAUCUUGGGUACGAUCCCAUCGGCAAACAGUUCAAAGUAUUGUGCAUGACCCAUACACAUGACCGGCCAUAUUUUUAUCCGCAUGAGGUUGAAGUUCUAACAUUAGGAACUGAUAAUCCAUCAUGGACAAAAAUCCAAUGUAACAUACGACAUGAACGUGUUGUUUUGGAUGGUAAUGGACAUUCGGCAUACGAUGGGAUAUGCAUCAACGGUGCUUUGUAUUACUUAGCAUACCUUUUGGACGAACACACGACUGGUGUAGUUUGCUUUGACUUUAGAUCUGAGAAAUUCAAGUGUAUAAGAUUUACUCAUGACAUGGGACGUGCAUAUAGUACUCAGUCGACCCUCGUCAACUACAAGGGUAUAUUAGCUUUGCUCCUGCCCAACAGGGUCAAUGGUAUGCCAUCUCCUGGAAUCCAACUAUGGGUUCUAGAAAAUGCCGAGACACAUCAAUGGUUCAGUUAUAUCUAUCUUUGGCCUCCGCCUCGGCCUCAUCGGAAGAAAAUUGUUGCAAAGACCAAGUUUGGUCAGAAAUUACAUCAAAAUAUCAAGUUAAGAAUCCAAGGAAUGGAAGCCUUUAAGGAACAUAUAGCUUACACCUUUCUAGACCAUGUAGAGGAUUUGAGGCAAGUGUCAAGAAUCGUGGGCUCUUAA
Capsella rubella is the source of this 1149-nucleotide messenger RNA. Its product is annotated as F-box protein At3g61340-like. Bases 1 to 1149 code for a protein of 382 amino acids. Gene Ontology annotation, molecular function: protein binding. The record is from RefSeq and is a predicted model, not a curated record. Lineage: Eukaryota; Viridiplantae; Streptophyta; Magnoliopsida; Brassicales; Brassicaceae. The transcript is spliced from 2 exons.